Plasmodium reichenowi is the source of this 945-nucleotide messenger RNA. RefSeq names its product Cg3 protein. The transcript has a single exon. The record is from RefSeq and is a predicted model, not a curated record. Gene Ontology annotation, biological process: mitochondrial respiratory chain complex IV assembly; intracellular copper ion homeostasis. Gene Ontology annotation, cellular component: mitochondrial inner membrane. Gene Ontology annotation, molecular function: copper chaperone activity; copper ion binding. Bases 1 to 945 code for a protein of 314 amino acids. NCBI's taxonomy places the organism in Eukaryota, Apicomplexa, Aconoidasida, Haemosporida, Plasmodiidae.
AUGAAUAAGCUGCUUUUAAAUAACUUAAACAAAAUAUGUAAUAAAAAAAAAAAUGGAUAUAACAAUUUUAAUGUAUUAUUUAAUAUAAGAAGUAUUGUUUAUACUAGUAGAAAUUAUAAAAAAAGGAAAAAUAUAUUUUAUAAAAGUUUUAUAAGAAAUGAUUAUAAUAGUAUGAGUAAUAAAGUUGAGGAUGAAAAUGAUAAUAAAAAAAAGUCGAAAAAGAAAAAUAUUUUUUUAACAUGGAAAUGUUUAGGUAUUAAUUUAUCAUUAACCAUACCAGCAUUAUAUUUAUAUUUAUAUUUAUUACAAUAUGAGAAAAAUAAAAAAAAAGGUUUUGGAAAAACUACAAUGGAAAGUAUAGGAAAACCAUUAAUAGGUGGUGAUUUUACUUUAAUAAAUCAUCAUGGUAAUAUUGUUACAAAUAAAUCUUUUAAAAAUAAAUUCUGUUUAAUUUAUUUUGGUUUUACAUAUUGUCCUGAUAUAUGUCCACAAGAAUUAGAAAAGCAAACUAUAGUAAUAGAAAAGAUACAUAAAAAAUAUGGAGAUAUAAUAACACCUAUAUUUAUAUCUGUAGAUCCACAAAGAGAUACGGUUGCACAAAUAAAUUAUUAUUGUAAAUCGUUUAGUCCGAAACUAAUUGGAUUAACUGGUACAAAAGAAUUAAUAAAACACGUUGCUAAAUUAUUUCGUGUUUAUUAUAAUGAAAACGUUACAGAUGUAAAUUAUCCAAAAGAAAACGAAUCUAUAUCUAUAAAUAAUAAAUAUAAUUAUCUAAUUGAUCAUUCUAUAAUCCAUUAUCUAUUAGAUACUAAUGGUAAUUUUCUUGAUUUUUUUGGAAAAAAUACAACGACUAGCGAAAUGGUCGAUAAAAUAUCUGAGUAUAUAGAUGACCACAUGAAUAAACAUAAGGAUUAUCCCAAAAAUACAAUUAGCAUACAAGCAUAA